Molecule: messenger RNA, 1509 nt
Organism: Ilyonectria robusta
Lineage: Eukaryota; Fungi; Ascomycota; Sordariomycetes; Hypocreales; Nectriaceae
Exons: 6
Coding region: 1-1509 (502 amino acids)
Biological process (GO): zinc ion transmembrane transport
Cellular component (GO): plasma membrane
Molecular function (GO): zinc ion transmembrane transporter activity
Source: RefSeq, a predicted model, not a curated record
AUGCACUCUGCCGUGGCCUUGUCCCUAGUCUGGGGCUUCGCUGGUGCUGCCAGUGGUGCGGGCCUAGCUCCCAGGCAGACUGACGCUGCCACGACCACGGCUGCAGAGCCUGAGGUCACCGCAAUCACCGGUUGCCAUUUCCAUGAGUCCAGCGUGUACUGUUUUGCUGGCGAGACGGAGUAUCUAGUAGACGUAUCGAUCACUGCUACUAGCGACGUCCCCUCACAGUACACCGACUGCCAUGCCCAUGACUCGGAAAUGUUCUGCGUUGACUCCGAUGGAGGAGAUGUCGCAGUCGAGGCCGAGGGCACCGAGACAGAGGAGGAUCACGACCACGAGAGCGAAGAGGAUCACGACCAUGAGAGCGAGAGUGGGCAAGAACAUGACCACGAGUCCGAAGAAGAGACAGAGAGCUCUAGCGCCGGCCAAAGUUGCCACUUCCAUGCCGGUGUCGAACAUUGCACAGGUGACGAUGAGAGUGAGUCCGCGGAGUCGAAUUGCGAAGCCCCCAACAGAGACUAUAACAUUGGUCUACGUGUCGGCUUGCUCUUUGUCAUUCUAGCCACCAGCGCCAUCGGUGUCUUCGGACCGAUCUUGCUCCACAAGUUAAUGCCCUCCAAGCUCAACCUAGUAUUCAUCGUUUUGAAGCAAUUUGGGACUGGCAUCAUUGUCUCCACUGCCUUCAUCCACUUGUUUACUCAUGCCUUCCUCAUGUUUGGCAAUGAUUGUAUCGGCGAACUGGGCUAUGAAGGCACUACUUCAGCUAUUGUCAUGGCGGGUAUCUUCCUGUCCUUCCUUGUCGAGUUCAUCGGUCAGCGCAUCGUCCUAGCCAAGACCAAGUCUGCUCUUAGCCAGGGACACCAGGCCAAGGCUUGGCUAUCAACCGAGGUGGUCAGCAUUCUAGUCAUGGAGGCGGGCAUCCUCUUCCAUUCGCUCCUAAUCGGCUUGACGCUAGUCGUCUCUGGUGACGAAUAUUUCAUCACCCUCUUUGUUGUCAUUCUCUUCCACCAAAUGUUUGAGGGUAUUGCCCUUGGUAGCCGCAUUGCUACCAUCGGCACUAUCGCUGAAGCUCACGUCAUCUCCGUCACUCGAUCCUCAGACGAGGCGGUCAUUCAAGAUUCCGACAAGGCUGUCACUACUCCCAGCGACUCUGCCUCGAGCGAGGAAGCUGUGGUCAUUCCAACCGGCCUCGGUAUGAAGAAGAAGCUUGGGCUCGCCGCCCUAUUUGCUUUCAUCACCCCCAUUGGCAUGGCCAUUGGUAUUGGUGUUCUGCAACAAUUCAACGGUAGCAACCGCUCCACCCUCCUCACCAUUGGCACACUCGAUGCCCUCUCCGCCGGUAUCCUCAUCUGGGUCGGCCUCGUUGAGAUGUGGGCAGCUGACUGGAUGGUCGGCUCUCAUGGCAAGAAGGCCGAGCUUGCCGAUGCAAACCUCCUCACCACUACCCUCGCUGCCACUGGUCUCAUUGCUGGCCUGAUCCUCAUGAGUGUCUUGGGUAAGUGGGCAUAA